Molecule: messenger RNA, 3882 nt
Organism: Suillus bovinus
Lineage: Eukaryota; Fungi; Basidiomycota; Agaricomycetes; Boletales; Suillaceae
Exons: 7
Coding region: 111-3620 (1169 amino acids)
Cellular component (GO): nucleus
Molecular function (GO): DNA binding; protein binding; histone H4K20 methyltransferase activity
Source: RefSeq, a predicted model, not a curated record
GUGCUUUCACCUUGUUCCUUUUCCCUUCCGUUCGCGUCAUUGCUGUCCUCUUCAGUCUGUGCUUUUUUUCUUUUUGUGUGCCGAACGCGUAAUUUUCACAUUACCGUUCAAUGGCGCCAGCGUCUGGGACAGCGACCCCCAAUGGCUUUUCCACACGAGCCAGAGGGACAGUUCUCAUAUGGCGUCCUACCAAAAUCAUGAACAUGUAUGACCUUUCCAAGGAUGAUGACUUCCUCAGCCAUCUACUAGUCGAGAAACUUGGAACAGGCGCAGUCCCAUUGCUCGUUCAUAAGAUGGAUCCAUCUCGAAGACUCCCAAAGACCAAUGCCGAGGAUCUCAUGCAAAUCGUUAGACGCUUGGUUGCAAGCAAGCUUGGUGCUCAGAAUGCUGUCCGACAAGCCGUAGACGACCUCCUCGCUCUGCCUUCUGUUCGUUACUACCUCAAGCCCUACACGCAGAAGCAGAUUAAUGCUUUCGCCACACACGCCUCGCGAUACUUUGAGCUCUACAACCCUGCAGGGUGCAUAGAAAUUGCUCACACGUCUAGAUACUCUCACAGGACAGGAAAGUCAGAGUUGUGCAUCCUCGCUACGCGCCCCUUAGCCCCUGGAGUGGUAAUUAUUGAGUUGAAGGGAUCAAUGGCACAUCUUUCGAAGGAGGAAGACAAAGAACUCAAGCGCACCGACCUGAGAAAUAUCGACAUCAGGAGGGACUUUAGUGUCAUCCAUUCACGUCAAAUGAAGAAGAACCAUCUAUUUUUGGGGCCCGCUCGAUUUGUGAACCAUGAUUGUGACAACAAUUGCGAGCUUUUUCGCGAAGGCAAGUACAUCACAUUUCGCACUCUCCGUGCUAUCUCCAUGGGCGAAGAGAUUACUGCCCAUUACGGCGAUGGUUACUGUGCGUAUCUAUCAUCUAGUCUGUCUCCAUGGCUCACCUACGCCGCAGUUGGAGGCAAAAAUCGACACUGCCUCUGUGAAACUUGCGAGAAGAACGGCAGAGGAGGCUACGCUUCAGAUCAUUCCGAUGGCGAUGUAGAUUCGGGCGGUGAACAAGAUGCCGAAGCAUCGGAUGAUGAUGCUGAGGUGCAUGACGUGACAGUUGCUGAUGUCAAUGAGCGCAGGACGCGGCGUGGCGUUUACGCCAUCGUUCAAGAGGAAGAUUCUGACUCCGAGGAGAGCGACGAUGGAGAUAAGGAGGGUGAAAAACCACUUGCGAACGCGCCUGAUGCUCUUGGGGAAGAUGAAGUGGAUAUGGAGCUAGGUGGGGAAGUUUCUAACUUGUCGGUUAAUGAUGCAAUAGUUGCCACGCCUGAUCCGGACGUUCAGCCAUCACGUAUGACAUCGUUGAGCGCCGAAGGAUCAGCGUCUUCCAAGAAAGGGAAAGCACAGGAAAAGUCCGACAUCUCCACCCGACGUCAGAUACGAGAACCAUCCAGCAAACAUUCCACUCCCGCUCCCCAUGAUACUUUGCACAACCUCUCGUCCCGCCUUAGGAGUCAAAAACUUCGAGAUAGUGUGUCUGUCACGCCUAGUAGGAGCAAAGGAAAGGAGGCGGACAAGACUCAAGUUAAGGAAGAGUCUGAAGCAAGAGUUCUCCGAGCGCGCCCUUCCUUAGGUGGGGAAAAGUUAGAUCUGGUUAAGCCCCCGAAGCGCGAGGUUCCUCGUGGUUCAGAUGGACGUCCAUUGCCAACGUGCGUGACGUGCUCGAAUGUCUUGCCUGUGAUUUCUGUGGAUUCCAAAGUGGUGUGGGGUCUGAAUUUAGACUCCCCGCGGAAAGGCAAGAAGUCCAAACAAAAACAAGAAUGUCCAAGGUGUAUGCGUCACGUCGCCAUAUAUGGUCAGCCAUGGCCAGCUCGCCUUCCAAGCCAGGCUGUUGCUGCUUCAUCUCGCGAUGACAUCGAAGCUAACUCCUCGCGGCGCCCCCCUCAGAAGACUGCUCCUGCCAUAGAACGCAAACAUGUGCCCCAUGUCGAUGAGCGUCCUCUGAAGAAGCGCAAAGUUGACGACGGACCCAGCGUAGAGAUGUCAGCGAAAGCAAAGGAGCUUUUCGGGCCACUGAAGAGAAAAAGGGGGCGACCACGCAAGUACCCUCUUCCUGAAGAAGAGCUACCGAAACGGAAAAGAGGCCGACCCCGUAAAUAUCCUGUUCCUGAGGUGUCUCUCCGAUCUCAGCCUUCCUCACCUCCUAAGCGCCCAUUGACUCCGUCUGCACCCGUGAUCAAGCUCUCCGCUCCCCCAUCCUCAAGCGUCAAAACUAGCGAUCAUUCUCCCUCUUCAUCACGCAGUCACACCAGGCCAAAGGCUGUGGCGGUGCAAUCACAACCUCGAGACUCGAACGGCCGUUUUGGAAAGAAAGCCACGACAAACGGAAGAUUUGUCCGAAAGAAGUUUGGUCAUUUUCAGAAUCUGACACGUACAGAGAGGCUUUUCCGCAGAAAUAUUAAGGUCACCCAGUGGCUCGCUGGGAGGCAUGAAGAAGACGAGACGGAGGACGAAGAAGCAGACUCACAGGACUGGGAUCAAGUGAAUGAUAUAGAGACCCUUCCUACUGGCAAACGAGCGGCAUCAUUCCUACCUGAAGGCUCAGCACCGCUAACGAAGAAACCCCGACAAUUUCCUAGUCCAUUCGGAGGAAAUCAUGAAGCAUUGGAAUACAGCCCUUCUGUACCGUCUGGGCCCUCGGCUUAUAAAUUCAAAGGGGUGGGUAGUAGUCUUCUGUAUCAUCCCAAUCCGACAAAUUACGCUCGCCGCAAGUGGGCACCAUGCCCCGAUGAUAUGUCCCAGGAUGAAGAGGAUAGUGGUCCUUCUCUUCCAACGCUGGAAAGUGACAGUGUUGGCCCCGUCACGCCUGAUGAUCAGACGCCGUUACCCAUAGCUGGUCCGUCGCAGCUUGAGCAUACAGUCGCGGGAAAAUUAGGCCAGCGAGCUAGUUGGCGAGGGCCUAUACACAAUAGCGUUCUAACCUUCCGACCAUCUCCAGUCAAUUUUGCCAGACGUCGUUGGUCCUCAAUGUCGAAGUCCCUUCUUGACUCUGGUCCAGGAACUCGCCGCAGCGAGCGGCUGAACCCAAAGGCUUCAUUCUGUGGAGAAGACAGUUCUACGAAAGUUUCUAGCGUAGAUGGACUGCAUGCGACUCCCAAUGUUGGUUCGCGAUCAAGCGUUCGUGUUUCGUCCAUGUCGGAGAAUAUGUAUAUAGAAGGUGGUGCAAUCCCUCGUGCUGGGUCCUACGCAUCAUCAUUUGACGACUUUCCGAUCUCAGAUGUGCACCGCCGCACUUCUUUUCCGGAUGACGGUACACUUGACUCGGCCAAUUCUGACGACGAUCGAGUUGUUGAAGGGCUUCUUUCUGAAAGCAAGGAAGCUCAUGCCGGCGUUGUAAAUGAGGAGCAAUUCUCUCAUCUCCGUGUCACAUAUACGGCUAAACUUCCUGCCCCAGUACCCUGGAAGAACGCUCGUGGAACACCCAUGUCUCAUUAUUUGCGCAAAUCCGCUUCAUUUCAUGCCGACGACGAACCAUCCUCUCCCACUCGUUUUAUAGAUGCAGGUUGGGAGUCUGACUGCUCUCACUCAACGACUUCACUGAUUGCCAGGGCGGAGCCUGUGUUGUGUGGACACUUUUAAACUUAAUAUUAAACUAAAUUAUGUGGUCCCGUCUACCCCCGAAAUUGGCUAGCUCGUUUACUUGCAUCAACUACGGUAGCAUUUUGUAAUUCUCGUCCAUACACCCCAGUAUACAUACACCAUUCUCUGCCGCCACGUAUCGUAUGCGUAUUCUAACGGUACAGUAAGGCACGUUGUACACACAAUUCACAGCACUUCUUCACGACUGCCCAUCUGGCUUCAAUGAACUCCGGCCCGCCCGCAAGAUUUCGUCUGUAGAAAG